Leptidea sinapis is the source of this 1916-nucleotide messenger RNA. RefSeq lists its product as uncharacterized. The record is from RefSeq and is a predicted model, not a curated record. NCBI's taxonomy places the organism in Eukaryota, Metazoa, Arthropoda, Insecta, Lepidoptera, Pieridae. The transcript is spliced from 3 exons. Bases 216 to 1844 code for a protein of 542 amino acids.
CGUUAAUUAUUGUCGCACAUACAUUAAAGGAAUUAGUAAAAUCUUAUUUAAAAAAAUUAAUAAUCUAAUCAUGGCUGCGUUUUGACAUUUACAAUUUAUGACUAGGGUACUUUUUUGACGUUAAAUCUAUGGUGACAAUAAGGGAAUUUUCGCAAAAAUAAUAUCGGUGUAAAUAUAUAUAUUUUUGAAGAAUAAAGUGAUACCUAUGGCUUGUAAUGAGUGACUUAAAACGUGAGCACCAUCCGUUACUAUGCGAUGAAUAUUCUGAUGAAGAGAUUCGUGUUCAAGAUAGCAAUCCUCUCAAACGACUCCAUACAAUUCCGUACAGUGGUAGAGCGAGAUGUCAGGCUAGGGGAGCCGCAGCUAUUAUCAAACGCUGGCCAGAUCAUAUGUCCUCGUUGUUAAUGUACUGGUGGAUGGGCCUCGCAAUGGUUGGUAUAACUGUGUUCAUAAUUUAUAAUAGCGUCCUUGCUGUAGCAAUAAUCCCACCACACAGAUAUAAUAAAAUACAACAUAAAGAAAAUCCCGUUACUGAUACACCCAUGAAAUCUAUAUCCCAAAAAUCUGAUGUUUACAUGCACGUAAUUGUGGCUGAAAAUGAGACUAUAGAUAUUCCUUUUUAUUUAUCAUACAUUGAAAUAAUAUCCAAAAAAUAUCAUUCGUACCAGUAUAACCUAUUAGUGCUCAUUAACGAUACAUUCUUAAAUGAGUCAAAUUUAAGUGAUUAUGAAAAUAAUGAAAUAGCCUUAGAUUCAUUAUGGAAAGAAAAAAAAAUUAAAAUGAAAUCAAAAUCAUUUGACAAUAUACGCGUCCGCUACAAGCCAUUAAGUCAAUUUAUGGAUAAAUCACCUUUAAAAAAGUAUUGGAGACGUUUACCAAAUAAGUUUAUUCCAUUUUUUGUAAGAUGUAUUUCGAUUUGGAAUAAGGGUGGUAUUUCUAUCAAUCCAUCAGUUUUAACACCACAAUCACCGCAUCCUAAUUAUAUGUCAAAGGUGAAAAAUAUUUUAGAAAUAUCUGAAGGCUCUAACUAUUUUAAAAAGUCACCAAAAAAAGUGUUUCGUCCUAAAAUAAAAAAGAAAGUAAAUAAUAUUCGUGAUAUCAUUGAAGCCUUAGAAAACGACAAUGCAACUGAUUAUGAUCAGACACACCUUUCCUUAGAUGAAGAAGAAAAUGUAGCGGUAUCAAUAAAAGUUACCAAGGAUGACAAAUAUGCAAAUUUUCCUACAAAGUUAGUCGAAAUGGGGAAAACUAAUUCUGGCAUUAAUGACACGAGAAAAUAUAGUUUACUGCGCAGGCAAACACGAAAAAGCCUAGAUAUUUUUCAUGAUAUUGUCAACAAGAAGAAUCAAGCAAGUAAUGAAGAAGAUGCUGAAGCUAAAAAUAAAACACAUUACCAGAAAAUACUUCCAAUGUUUUUUAAAUAUAUACUUCCCAUUUCAAACUGGACUCAACCUGCUGAUGAUGAUCGGAAGAAAAAUGUACAUUCUAACAUUAAUACCACAUCCUAUGAUGAAAAACCAGUUGGUAGCAUCUCGAGGGAGACGAAUAAAAUAAAAGGUUCGGUCUCCGUCAGAGAACCACAAAUGAUGCCUGAUGAGUAUUUGAUUGAUAGAGUAAAUCAUACUGCUGUUAACAACAAUCGUUCGCCUGACUUAAGAAUUGAUUUGAAAGGAAAUAUUGUUGCUACCAACGUACCUUGCCAUGCAUUUUUAGGAACUAUAUUCAACAACGCAAUUCAUUUUAUUCGAGAAGAAACUGUCACUGAUUUUAUUAUCUCGGAGUUGUCCUUUUUUUGUAAUGGUGUUUGGAGCUCUUGUAAGGGAGUUGAUGUAAUUUUAGUGUAAUUUAUAUUUUAUAAACAUAUAGAAUAAAAUGAUAGUUUUAAUAAUAUUAUUAAUAUAAAAAUUUAUACUCUA